This is a messenger RNA of Sus scrofa (pig), 1796 nucleotides long. RefSeq names its product ubiquitin recognition factor in ER associated degradation 1 (gene UFD1). The record is from RefSeq and is a predicted model, not a curated record. Gene Ontology annotation, molecular function: polyubiquitin modification-dependent protein binding. Gene Ontology annotation, cellular component: VCP-NPL4-UFD1 AAA ATPase complex. NCBI's taxonomy places the organism in Eukaryota, Metazoa, Chordata, Mammalia, Artiodactyla, Suidae. Gene Ontology annotation, biological process: ubiquitin-dependent protein catabolic process; ERAD pathway.
UCCCGGAAGUGUAGGUGCGGUAUUUCCGGUGAGUCCCGGAUGUCCGCGCGAGGCGGCGGCGGUAGCGGCGGCUGUGAGGAGAAGUCGGCUUCCACCGCAACGUUCUUUGGCAAAGCGCACCUGCUAGGCCGAGGGGUCCACCAUGUUCUCCUUCAACAUGUUUGACCACCCAAUUCCCCGGGUCUUCCAGAACCGCUUCUCCACGCAGUACCGCUGCUUCUCUGUGUCCAUGCUCGCCGGGCCUAAUGACAGGUCAGAUGUGGAGAAAGGAGGGAAGAUAAUUAUGCCGCCUUCAGCCCUCGACCAACUCAGCCGACUUAACAUCACCUACCCCAUGCUGUUCAAGCUGACCAACAAGAACUCGGACCGCAUGACGCACUGUGGGGUGCUGGAGUUUGUGGCUGACGAGGGCAUCUGCUACCUUCCUCACUGGAUGAUGCAGAACCUGCUGCUGGAGGAGGGGGGCCUGGUUCAGGUGGAGAGCGUCAACCUGCAGGUGGCCACAUACUCCAAGUUCCAGCCCCAGAGCCCGGAUUUCCUGGACAUCACCAACCCCAAGGCUGUAUUAGAAAACGCACUGAGAAACUUUGCCUGUCUGACCACCGGGGAUGUGAUUGCCAUCAACUACAACGAGAAGAUCUACGAGCUUCGGGUGAUGGAGACCAAGCCUGACAAGGCUGUGUCCAUCAUUGAAUGCGACAUGAAUGUGGACUUUGAUGCUCCACUUGGCUACAAAGAGCCUGAGAGACAGAUCCAGCACGAGGAGUCAGCCGAGGGCGAGGCUGACCAUGGAGGCUACGCUGGGGAGCUGGGCUUCCGGGCCUUCUCAGGCUCUGGGAACAGACUGGACGGGAAGAAGAAAGGUGUAGAGCCUAGCCCCUCCCCCAUCAAGCCUGGAGACAUCAAAAGAGGAAUUCCCAAUUAUGAAUUUAAACUCGGUAAGAUCACGUUCAUCAGAAAUUCACGUCCACUGGUCAAAAAGGUUGAAGAGGAUGAAGCUGGAGGCAGAUUCGUCGCCUUCUCUGGAGAAGGGCAGUCAUUGCGUAAAAAGGGAAGAAAGCCAUAGGUUAGGACUGUUGGCUGAUUGGAAAAUAAAGUAAUUGCAACAUGAUGGCUUUUAGUUACUGGCUCUGAUGGGGAUGCUCUGUCACCUUAGGUUUGUUUAGAAUUACCUAAGAAUUCUCAGGUCUGACUGGAAGUGGAACAGCAGGCCGUGGAGUUGUGCACCUGAUUGGGGGAAGGAGCAGCCAUCUCGGGUCACCACUCCCUGCUUUCAGCCCUCAAGGCUCGCUCACUGCCUCAGCUGCAGCAGAGUCCCCCAAUUCCUGUUCAAAACCUGUGAAGGGAUUGAACUGCUCCAAGCUGUGGUGUUUUUUCUUCAUUUGACCUUUCUUUUUCCAGGUCAUAGUUGUCAUAGUUGCCUUUGGCCUGGAAAAAAAGUGGUUUAAACAGAUAAGUGCUCUCUAUAAAUAGUGGCUCUCCCAUUACUCUGGCUGCAAUUUAAGUAUUUGAGGAAGGGUGUUUCUAUUUUGAUUUUACAAUGUUGGUUUGUUUGUUUUUUUCAUCACUAAAAGACAUUACUCGGAAAAGCUGAUCUGAAAGCAUUUCCACUUUUAUUUUGAUUUCAUUUGGAAAUAACUGCCUUCUUAAUCAGUCUCUUCUGCUGUAAAACAACAUGGUGAAGCACAUAUAUGAGUAUUAGAAUAAAUGAAAGCUAAAGAAGUGUUCUUUCUCCUUCCCUACCCACCACUCCCAGUUUUAAUGUAUUAAAUCAUUAAAGUUUCUGUUGGCCUGUC